Messenger RNA from Symphalangus syndactylus (siamang), 1168 nucleotides. It is a transcript of the gene PILRA, whose product is annotated as paired immunoglobin like type 2 receptor alpha. The record is from RefSeq and is a predicted model, not a curated record. Lineage: Eukaryota; Metazoa; Chordata; Mammalia; Primates; Hylobatidae. Gene Ontology annotation, molecular function: MHC class I protein binding.
GCGGCCCCUCCACAGGGCCCCUCUCCUGCCUGGACGGCUCUGCUGGUCUCCUUGUCCCCUGGAGAAGAACAAGGCCAUGGGUCAGCCCCUGCUGCUGCCCCUGCUGCUGCCGCCAGCAUUUCUGCAGCCUGGUGGCUCUGCAGGAUCCAGUCCAAGCCUUCCCUAUGGGGUCACUCAACCAAAACGCCUCUCAGCCCCCAUGGGUGGCUCCGUGGAAAUCCCCUUCUCCUUCUAUUACCCCUGGGAGUUAGCCACAGCUCCCAACACGAAAAUAUCCUGGAGACGGGGCCACUUCCACGGGCAGUUCUUCUACAGCACAAGGCCGCCUUCCUUUCACAAGGAUUACGUGAACCGGCUCUUUCUGAACUGGACAGAGGGUCAGAAGAGUGGCUUCCUCAGGAUCUCGAACCUGCAGAAGGAGGACCAGUCUGUGUAUUUCUGCCGAGUCGAGCUGGACACACUGAGAUCAGGGAGGCAGCAGUGGCAGUCCAUCGAGGGGACCAAACUCUCCAUCACCCAGGCUGUCACGACCACCACCCAGAGGCCCAGCAGCAUGACCACCACCUGGAAGCUCAGUAGCACAACCACCACAGCCGGCCUCAGGGUCACACAGGGCAAACGACGCUCAGACUCUUGGCACAUAAGUCUGGAGACUGCUGUGGGGGUGGCAGUGGCUGUCGCUGUGCUCGGAAUCACGAUUUUGGGACUGAUCUGCCUCCUCAGGUGGAGGAGAAGGAAAGGUCAGCAGCAGACUAAAGCCACAACCCCAGCCAGGGAACCCUUCCAAAACACAGAGGAGCCAUAUGAGAAUAUCAGGAAUGAAGGACAAAAUACAGAUCCCAAGCUAAAUCCCAAGGACGACGGCAUCGUCUAUGCCUCCCUUGCCCUCUCCAGCUGCACCUCACCCAGAGCACCUCCCAGCCACCAUCCCCUCAAGAGCCCCCAGAACGAGACCCUGUACUCUGUUUUAAAGGCCUAACCAAUGGACAGCCCUCUCAAGACUGAAUGGUGAGGCCAGGUACAGUGGCGCACACCUGUAAUCCCAGCUACUCUGAAGCCUGAGGCAGAAUCAAGUGAGCCCAGGAGUUCAGGGCCAGCUUUGAUAAUGGAGCGAGAUGCCAUCUCUAGUUAAAAAUAUAUAUUAACAAUAAAGUAACAAAUUUAAAAA